Molecule: messenger RNA, 1488 nt
Organism: Rangifer tarandus platyrhynchus (Svalbard reindeer)
Lineage: Eukaryota; Metazoa; Chordata; Mammalia; Artiodactyla; Cervidae
Source: the annotation of a GenBank genome assembly
AUGAAGUCCCCGGUUUCGGACUUGGCCCCGAGCGACGGCGAGGAGGGCUCGGACCGCACACCGCUCCUGCAGCGCUCCCCGCAGGCGGAAACCGCUCCAGUGUGCUGCUCUGCUCGUUACAACCUAGCAUUUUUAUCCUUUUUUGGUUUCUUCGUUCUCUAUUCAUUACGGGUGAAUCUGAGUGUUGCACUAGUGGACAUGGUGGAUUCAAACACAACUGCCAAAGAUAACAGAACGUCCUACGAGUGUGCAGAGCAUUCUGCUCCCAUAAAAGUUCUUCACAACCAAACGGGUAAAAAGUACCAGUGGGAUGCAGAAACUCAAGGAUGGAUUCUUGGGUCUUUUUUCUAUGGCUACAUCAUCACACAAAUUCCUGGAGGAUAUGUUGCCAGCAAAAGUGGGGGGAAGCUGCUGCUAGGAUUCGGGAUCCUUGGCACUGCUGUCUUCACCCUUUUCACUCCCCUCGCUGCAGAUUUCGGAGUCGGAGCCCUCGUUGCCCUCAGGGCACUAGAAGGGCUAGGAGAGGGUGUCACAUUUCCAGCCAUGCAUGCGAUGUGGUCAUCGUGGGCUCCCCCUCUUGAAAGAAGCAAGCUUCUGAGUAUUUCAUAUGCAGGAGCACAGCUUGGGACAGUAGUUUCUCUCCCUCUUUCUGGAAUAAUUUGCUACUAUAUGGAUUGGACUUAUGUCUUCUAUUUCUUUGGCAUUGUUGGAAUCAUUUGGUUUAUUUUAUGGAUCUGCUUAGUUAGUGAUACACCAGAAACUCACAAGACAAUCUCCCCCUAUGAAAAGGAGUAUAUUCUUUCAUCAUUAAAAAAUCAGCUCUCUUCACAGAAGUCAGUGCCAUGGAUACCCAUGCUGAAAUCACUGCCACUUUGGUCUAUUGUAGUUGCACAUUUUUCUUACAACUGGACUUUUUAUACUUUAUUGACCUUAUUGCCUACUUACAUGAAGGAAGUCCUAAGGUUCAACAUUCAAGAGAAUGGGUUUUUAUCUGCAGUCCCUUAUUUAGGCUGUUGGUUAUGUAUGAUCCUAUCUGGUCAAGCUGCUGACAAUUUAAGGGCAAGGUGGAAUUUUUCAACUCUAUGGGUUCGAAGAGUUUUUAGCCUUAUAGGGAUGAUUGGACCUGCAGUAUUCCUGGUUGCCGCAGGAUUUAUAGGCUGCGAUUAUUCCUUGGCUGUUGCAUUCCUAACCAUAUCAACAACACUGGGAGGCUUUUGCUCUUCUGGAUUUAGCAUCAACCAUCUGGACAUUGCUCCUUCGUAUGCUGGUAUUCUCCUGGGCAUCACAAAUACCUUUGCCACUAUUCCUGGAAUGAUUGGGCCCAUCAUUGCUAGAAGUCUGACUCCUGAGAACACUAUUGGAGAAUGGAAAACUGUUUUCUGCAUUGCUGCUGCUAUCAAUGUAUUUGGUGCCAUCUUCUUCACACUAUUCGCCAAAGGUGAAGUGCAAAACUGGGCUGUCAGUGAUCACCGAGGACACAGGAACUGA